Messenger RNA from Adineta steineri, 1074 nucleotides. The record is from the annotation of a GenBank genome assembly. NCBI's taxonomy places the organism in Eukaryota, Metazoa, Rotifera, Eurotatoria, Adinetida, Adinetidae.
AUGUUGUGGAUUGCAUACAGUAUAUUAUGUAGUAUUGUUUGUUUGAAGACGAAUCAAAUAGCAGCGAUCAACGACAACAGUUUAAUUAUAAAGAAAACUGCAAGAUCUGGUCCUGCUUCUGCUCAAAAUCCAUUAUUAUUCGAUCAUAUAUUCGUUUUAAUUAUGGAAAAUCGUGGUCACGAUCAAACAUUAAGUUCUCCUGCUUGGCAAUCUAUUAUUCAGAGUUCUGCUUGGUUGACAGACAUGUAUGCGAUCACUCAUCCAUCUCAGCCGAAUUAUGUUUCUAUGAUCGCAGGAUCUACGUUAAACUGCAAGGAUAAUAAUUAUUGUUCUACAAAUGAAACAACAAUCAUUGAUUUAUUAAAUAGAGCUGGAGUCAGUUGGAAAUCUUAUCAAGAAAAUUACACACCACUUCCCACAAUGACAAGUCCCAAUUGUAACGAUGCGAUAGAACUUUCGAACGGUUUAUAUGUUCGAAGACAUAAUCCAUUCAUGUUCAGUGCUGCAGUAAGAAACAAUACAACUGAAUGUAAAAAAAUAGUAAAUGCAGACCAGUUAGCAAUUGAUUUAGCAAAUCAAGAGUUACCACAAUUCUCCUUCUAUACACCUAACAUAAAGAAUGAUGCCCAUGAUACUGAUCUCAUUUAUGCAGGCAAUUAUUUAAAAAACUGGUUAAAUAUUUAUUUAAAUGAUUCUAAUUUUAUGCGUGGAACAUUAUUAAUUGUAACUUUUGAUGAAGAUGAAAGUAAUCCCGGUCAAACCAAUCACAUACCGGCGCUUAUGUGGGGAACAGAUUAUUUAUAUUCUGCGGUCAAGAUACCAGGAAAAUUCAAUCUUUAUUCGCUUCCAAAACUGUUAGAAGAGAAUUGGGGUUUAGGUAAUUUAGGUCGUCAGGAUGUUACAGCGUCUUCACUGAUGGAUAUUUGGCGACUAACUUCAGACUCUAAUAAUACCACUAUACAGACGACUAGUAUUAGUACAAUUGUAUCUAGUAUGGCUAGUCGUAAAGAUAUCGUUUGGAACCUAUUGAUCAUUGUUUGUUAUCUACUAAUUUGUAUUAACAUGAUCUAUUGA